CAAAGGAAAGAAAGUGAUAUGAAAGUUGAUUCGGCAAGAAUAUGCAGUAUCCAUUUUGAGAAAAACUGUUACGAGCUUGUGAAGACAACACCACGAUUAAUAAAUGACCCAGUCAAAGAAGUUUUAAGAUUAAAAAAGGGAUCUGUUCCAACAAAAUUCUUAAAUCUAGAAAAGAAACGAAUACGUCGAAUGUCGCAGAGCAAGGAAAAUAACAAAAAAAUUAAAGUACCAGAAAAGUCAUUUAUUGUACCUACAUGCACAGGUCUUGUACAAUAUGCACAACAAAAACAGCGUUUAUCGCAAGAAGAAACUGUAACAAGAAUGGAAACAGAUCUUGCACAAAAUAUGGAAGAGCAAAGUAAAGCGAUAAAACAACAGGUAAAGCAAGGAAUUAACGAUAAUACAAAUUAUGUUUAUGUCAAAACGUUAAUGCAAUUAAGAAAGACAGAGCAGCUGAACCGAGAACUUUUAGACGAAAAUAAAAAUCUUAAAGAAAGAAUUCGAGAUUUAGGUACACAAUUUGCACAGUUAUUGCAAGCAGAAAUUAAAAGCAUGACGAGAAAUAAACACAAAGAAGCGAAAACAAUAGUCAUCGAUGCUCUACAUAAGAUUAUAGAAAGGCUCUCAUCUGAAGACAUUGCAAGGGCUGAUUCAUUAUAACAUUCUUGUAACUUAAAGACAAUUUUAAAUAUGACGGAACUAAUGCUGCACUUAAGGUCAUGGCGCUACAUUCUAGACAAAAAUUUGAUUAGCUGUUUUAGUCGGCCGCCAAAGAAAAUAAACAAUAUGCAUAUUG
Molecule: messenger RNA, 796 nt
Organism: Temnothorax curvispinosus
Lineage: Eukaryota; Metazoa; Arthropoda; Insecta; Hymenoptera; Formicidae
Exons: 5
Coding region: 19-660 (213 amino acids)
Source: RefSeq, a predicted model, not a curated record